AAAAGCCUAAAAUAUUUCGAAAAAUUUUAACGUGAAAAGGAAAAGUGCGAAUUGGGAUUAAGCUACAGCAAAGCCAAUAACAACAGCACAUAACGGAGGCGGGGCGUGCAUAUUGUACUAACAACAACAACGUGCUGGAUUGACCCACUCCCCCCUGUCUGUUGUGUGUGUGAGUGCGUGCCAGUGCCAGUGCCAGAAAUAACGCGGCAUUGUUUUUGUAAUCAAGCUGCAGAAAUAUUUAUAUAAGCACAUAUGUAUAUGUUUUACAAUAAUAUAAGAACCUCAACAGCAACACAGUUACCUUUACCACCGCGCACGCCACAUCAAACAGCAGCAAAAAAAACAACAAAAAAAAUAAAUAAAAAGCUCCCAUGACAACGCAAGGACAGCAACAUUACACAGGAAGCCCAGUUAAUUUGCCCACAACAGCGACAAGAACUACAACAAAAUACAAAUAUACAUACAUAUGUAUGAACAUGUGUAUAUAUGUAUGUACAUAUGAGCAACCGCAAUUAAAAAUACACCAAGAGCACCAUUAGCGCAACCCAAAGCAGUCCCCCGCCCAUAUCACACACACAGACACAAACACAGUCACAUAAAUAGAGACAAACAUUUGGGCAGCAUAUGUGCGCAUGUAUGUGUGUGUGCGUGUUAGCCACCUGCUGCUGCUUCGACCUGCUUUGUAGGGCAUCACCAUCAUCAGCGAACUAAGUUGGCGCCGAAUGUGCUGAGCACACACCUGUGAAGCAAAGGACUUUAAAAGCCAACAUCAUCCACAUUCACACCCCUGGCCAACAAACAGUGCUGCUUCAAACUGCGCCGGUGACAACAGCUUUAAGCAGAAGCCGCCGCCGCCAAUCCUGGUGGUGACGUGUAGUUGAGGACGCGGAGGCCCCAAUAUGAACGCCAGUCUCAUCUAUGAGAUACUCAUGUAUCUGAACUCAUUCUAUUUUGGCAUGUACGCCGCCUUUGAAGUGGGCGUCAGCGUGCUGAAGGCAAUCAAUUUGAAUUACGGAGAAAAUGUUUUAUCACGGGAAGCGAGCAUAUUGCUUGCCCUUUGCAUUAUUGAGACGUUGCGCAUUGUCUUUGGACGCAAAAGCAGCUUGAGCGAUCGUGGUUGGCAAGCAACAGCAUCCGUAAUAUUAACACUGCCCAGCCUUGGUAUUGUUAUCUAUUUAUGUUGUUUUCAAACUUAUGUUCUCAAACUCGAAAUUAUUCUGAGUGCCUUAAUGAUCACCCUACAAGGUGCUGAACUAAUCUACGCCAGCAUAUUCAUUUGUACGAUGUGUCGACCCGUAACAUACACCUAGCAGUUGAUGUUCGCAACGUCGACGGCGCGAAGGACGGCGACGUUGGAUGCUAUCGAUGCUAGUGAUGCCACCAGCAGCGAGUUGUUGGUAGUACUGCUGCAUCAAACGACCAAGCAGCCACAGAGAGGACGACGACAGAGGGGGUGGCGACGACGCAUUUUUUGGCAUAAUUACUUCAAACAGUUUACGUUUAAAUUGAGCGAUUUCGAUGUGGGCUAAGAGAUAUGGAUGUACACACAAACAGACGGAAUCACACACAGCAUAAAUACAAACACAUUUACACAUACACAUUCAAACACAACGGAAGACCACGAUAACAAAACGCAAUUUAAAGGAUUUACGGAGCAUAUAUAGUACUUAACGAGAUAUUAACACAAAAGAGGAUAAUACGCUGGCGUAUUGAAAGCAAAUCAAAUCCAAGAAGGAAACUCACGAACCGUUAGCAAUUGUUUUCCAUG
Messenger RNA from Scaptodrosophila lebanonensis, 1768 nucleotides. RefSeq lists its product as uncharacterized. Bases 900 to 1310 code for a protein of 136 amino acids. Gene Ontology annotation, biological process: non-motile cilium assembly. Gene Ontology annotation, cellular component: ciliary transition zone. NCBI's taxonomy places the organism in Eukaryota, Metazoa, Arthropoda, Insecta, Diptera, Drosophilidae. The record is from RefSeq and is a predicted model, not a curated record. The transcript has 2 exons.